AUGGAGUGUGAAUUAUGCGUUAUUAGAACGGCGAAGGAAGGUGCAGUGAUAGCGACAGCCCACAACAUCACGUACCUGGAGGUGCCGCAAUAUGGAGAUCCCCGACGUGAUGCAUACCUCGCGUGUCACUACGUGAAAGAGCAGGGGGACCCAGAUCUUCACUCCGUCAAGUGGUAUCGGGAUAACAACGAGAUUUUCCGAUAUACACCAGGACAACAGCCUUCAACAAGAACGUUCAACACAACGGCUGGAGGCGUGACCAGGGGUAUAUGCGAUGAAAACAAAUGUUCGAUCAACGUGGUACUACCCAAGCGCUUCAAUACCAGAAUCUCAUUCACUUGCGAGGUCUCUACAGAGGGUCCCCGGUUCGCCGUUGUCAAUCAAACUAAAUAUCUAACUGUAGCCGUGACGCUGAAAGAAGACCCAGUGGUCUCCGGAUUACCAGGCAGUGUGCAAAUCGGAGAAGAUGUUUUGCUCAACUGUUCGACUGGCCCAGCGAUGCCUCCAGCUAACAUCAUGUGGUACAUCGACGGUAGACCGGAAAAGGUUAGAUGCCUUAAUGUUCCACGGCCCGAGGCUAUACGUCCCGUCCUCGACAUGAUGAAAAAGGGUGGGGCGAUUACAUUUAGGCUUGCGCAGAUAUUGUCGGGGCAUGGCUGCUUCGGACCACAACCUGCAAAGGUCCUAAACGGGAGUCUUCUCACGGCAACGUACGACCUUAUUCAGGUCAUAGGUCUCACACAUGCUCGUGUAGAUUACGCCUGGAAUGCGGUAGCCACCUUCUGCGAGCUGAUUGAACAAUGGAUGAAUGAUCACACCGAAGUAUCGACAGCCGAUGACUUCGGACUACGAUCCAGCUGGAGGCCGCUUCGGUUCCGAGUGACGACAGUCAGAGGAGCAAUUGGCCUAACAUGCGAGGCAACACAACCAACUAGGCCUUCUUUCACGAGAUCUACAAAUGUUACGCUCGGUGUGGCCCGUUCACCACAUCUAUCUAUGUUCACUGCAUCAGUUGGGGAAAAGGGUCUGUGUCUAAAAGGAAAAACCCGGUCUCUAAUGCAAAUACCAGGCGCACAUAAAAUAGUGGAUACGAACCGGAACGGAUUAUAA
This is a messenger RNA of Leptosia nina, 1110 nucleotides long. The record is from the annotation of a GenBank genome assembly. Lineage: Eukaryota; Metazoa; Arthropoda; Insecta; Lepidoptera; Pieridae.